ACUCCGAGCCGGGGCAGGGAGCUGCAGUGCAUUCUGGGAAAGUCGCUUGGCCCUCGGCUUUGUGUCCCGCCCCACAGCAGGGUUUGGUUUUCCGAGGUGAGCGGAGCCACCGCGGUUCCCGGCUUGCGGGCUCUCCUCGGAGGCGCCUCUGCUUCCCACCUCGGGUUUUGGCUUGCGCGGGGGAUCCUUCCGACGCCCCCCGACGGCGCCAGCAUGUCUGGAGUGCGCGCUGUGCGGAUCAGCAUCGAGUCCGCCUGCGAGAAGCAGGUCCAGGAGGUGGGCCUGGAUGGCACUGAGACGUACCUGCAGCCGCUGUCCAUGUCGCAGAACCUGGCGCGCUUGGCCCAGCGGAUCGACUUCAGCCAGGGUUCGGGCUCCGAGGAGGAGGAGGCGGCCGGGGCCGAGGGCGACGCGCAGGACUGGGCAGGCGCCGGGUCCAGCGCGGACCAGGACGAUGAGGAAGGGUUGGUAAAAUUUCAGCCUUCCCUUUGGCCUUGGGACUCAGUGAGGAACAAUUUGAGAAGUGCCCUGACAGAGAUGUGUGUUCUCUAUGAUGUCCUCAGUAUUGUUAGGGAUAAAAAAUUUAUGACUCUUGAUCCGGUCUCUCAGGAUGCACUUCCUCCAAAACAGAAUCCACAGACACUGCAGUUGAUAUCAAAAAAGAAGUCGCUCGCUGGAGCAGCACAGAUCCUGUUGAAGGGGGCAGAAAGACUGACCAAGUCAGUUACUGAAAACCAAGAAAAUAAGCUGCAGAGAGACUUCAACUCUGAGCUUUUGAGAUUACGGCAACACUGGAAACUCAGGAAAGUUGGGGAUAAGAUUCUUGGAGAUCUGAGCUACAGAAGUGCAGGAUCUCUCUUUCCCCAUCAUGGUACAUUUGAAGUAAUAAAGAAUACAGAUAUUGAUCUGGAUAAGAAGAUACCUGAAGAUUACUGCCCCCUUGAUGUUCAAAUUCCUAGCGAUUUAGAGGGGUCUGCCUAUAUCAAGGUUUCAAUUCAGAAACAGGCUCCAGACAUAGGUGAUCUGGGCACAGUCAACCUCUUCAAACGACCUUUGCCCAAAUCCAAACCAGGUUCCCCACAUUGGCAGACGAAAUUAGAAGCAGCACAAAACGUUCUCUUGUGUAAAGAAAUUUUUGCACAGCUGUCUCGGGAAGCUGUUCAAAUUAAGUCACAGAUCCCUCACAUUGUGGUGAAAAACCAGAUUAUCUCUCAGCCCUUUCCAAGCUUGCAGUUAUUGAUUUCUUUAUGCCAUUCCUCAAAUGAUAAGAAAUCCCAAAAAUCUGCUACUGAGAAGCAAAGUCCGGAGGACCAUCUUUAUGUCUUAGAGCAUAAUUUGCAUCUACUAAUUAGAGAGUUUCAUAAACAGACUUUGAGUUCCAUCAUGAUGCCUCAUCCAGCAAGUGCACCUUUUGGUCACAAGAGAAUGAGACUUUCAGGUCCUCAAGCUUUCGAUAAGAAUGAAAUCAGUUCACUACAAUCCAGUGAGGGGCUUCUGGAAAAAAUAAUUAAACAAGCAAAGCAUAUUUUCCUGAGGAGCAGAACUGCUGCGACCAUUGACAGCUUAGCAAGUCGCAUUGAGGACCCUCAGAUACAGGCUCACUGGUCAAAUAUUAAUGAUGUUUAUGAAUCUAGUGUGAAGGUUUUAAUCACAUCACAAGGUUAUGAACAGAUAUGCAAGUCCAUCCAGCUGCAGUUGAAUAUCGGAGUUGAGCAGAUCCGAGUUGUACACAGAGAUGGAAGAGUGAUUACACUGUCUCAUCAGGAGCAGGAGCUCCAGGAUUUCCUUCUGUCCCAGAUGUCACAGCAUCAGGUGCAUGCAGUUCAGCAGCUCGCCAAAGUCAUGGGCUGGCAGGUGCUCAGCUUCAGUAAUCAUGUGGGACUUGGGCCCAUAGAGAGCAUUGGCAAUGCAUCCGCCAUCACCGUGGCCUCCCCAAGCGGCGACUAUGCUAUAUCAGUUCGUAAUGGCCCUGAAAGUGGCAGCAAGAUCAUGGUUCAGUUUCCCCGUAACCAGUGUAAAGAUCUUCCAAAAAGUGAUGUUUUACAAGAUAGCAAAUGGAAUCAUCUUCGUGGACCAUUCAAAGAAGUUCAGUGGAAUAAAAUGGAAGGUCGAAACUUUGUUUAUAAAAUGGAGCUGCUUAUGUCUGCACUUAGCCCUUGCCUACUGUGAGUUUUGUUUCCAGAACAGUUUCUAGAUUAUUUUUUUCCAGAGAAGUUUCCAGAAACUGACUUGAGAAGAUGAACUAUAAGCACAAAGAAGAGAAAUUUUCCAAAGGAGUAUUGUUUAAAAAAAAAAAAAAUUAGCAGAUGUUUACCUAGCAUUUUGAAACCUUUCACUUUAUAAGUGCCAAGUGCUUUGAAAUGCAGAUGCUUAUGUACAGUUACAGGGUAUGUAGUAUGGGGAGAUGCAAAACAACUUUUUUUAUGCAGUUGAAAUGUUACUAAUUUAUGGGUUUGAAUUCAACUUUUUUAAAUAUUCCUUUGAUGUUGACAUCAAAUAAAGCAUAUGGUUAAAAAUUCCAGAUAUUCUCUGAACUCUUAACAACCUUUAAUCAACGUGUCUCAUUCCACUGUUUGUUAAAAAGAUUGCAUAAGAAUGUUUGAACACUCGUGAGUCAGCAUUCCUACAGGAGUGCACUCACCCCCUAAGCCAGUGGAACAGAGGACGCGCCUGCAGGGGGAGCCCCUCCUCCUAGAGCUGCCAACGGGGGCACUUGUCUUAGCAAAUCAGGUAUCUCACUGUCUUAUGUAUGCCCGGGUCUGACCGAAACAGGUCAGAGCUGUUUGAGAGCUUCUUAGAAGGUGCCAGCUGAAGGCCUGAGGGCAGAAUGUAUCUCUGGGGCUUCCUCGGGUCCCCUUUUGGUUUCUUCCUCCCCAUGAAUGACCUCUGUCCAUUCGGACCAGAUGUGCUUACACCUCGCCCCACCUGCCCCUGCCUCCCUUCAAGAGCUCUGGACUCCUUUUCCAGUGAAGGGCUUGUCUUUACUCCAUGGGUGUUCUUUCCUGAGGGGAAAAUACUGAUGGAUCAGUGAAUUGAUUACGCUUUACAAAUAACAUGUUUCAACUUCCUGGAACUAGUCCCCAAUCCCAAAAUGUGCCCAAGGAACCUCCCUCCAUAAGAGACUUAGGUUGAUAUGGGUCUUUUGGAACCACUAUGAAUAAUGCAUAAGUUAGUGUUUUCCUGAUGAGAAAGGCUUUCAAUUUUUUUUUUUUUUAAAGAUUUUAUUUAUUUAUUUGACAGACGGAGACAGCGAGAGCAGGAACACAAGCAGGGGGAAUGGGAGAGGGAGAAGCAGGCUUCCCGCAGAGCAGGGAGCCCGAUGCGGGGCUCGAUCCCAGGACCCUGAGAUCAUGACCUGAGCCGAAGGCAGACGCUUAACGACUGAGCCACCCAGGCGCCCGGCUUUCAAUUUUUUAAAAGAGACCCUUUUAAUCAUUCAUAAGAUGACUAUGAAGUAACUUUAAAAGGUUUCUGUAUUUCUCCCUUUUUCUUUUAAAAGAAAAAUGGAGCUUGUAAGCCCUCAAAUACCAUAACAUCUUUGUGUUUGUUUGCUUUUUUUGUCCUCUGGAUCAAGAUACUGCAUCUUUCUUUCCAUGGAAAUUUUUAAAAAAUUGGUCUGAAUCUAAAUUAUAAAUCUGUAUAAAUCUUUUCAUGGUGGCCCACAGAAGUUGCCUUAUAGCUAAUUAUCCUAAGCUCAUCUGUACAGCUCUACUCCCACGAGGAGCCUUAGGUGAUUUUGAAGGCUCACAUACUAAUACAGCAAAUCUCAAAGGACUUCUGCCAGGGGACUAGUUAUUUUAAUUUCCGUCCACUGUAGGUUGAUACUUCAGUAAAGAUAAUAAUUAGAAAAAUUAAAUUUUAAAGAUACCAAAUAAAAGCCCUCUCCUUUUAUUAUGAUAGACAUAAGAUGGCUAUCAAACAUUUCUGACUGCUUUGUUGGCCCUCGUCAUGAGCGGGUACAACAGGACCACGCUGAGUGGAGCGGAGAGCGCACACACACAUAGGACCACCUCUUCUCUUAAACUUCAUUUGAGGAGAGUGGAACAGUUGAAGACUGACACCAUCUUCAUAUGCCUUCCUAUCCCCGUUAUUUUAAAUCACCAGGUAGGGACUAGCCAUCACCCACAAUGGAAACUGAGGUAAAGGCGGGGGAGGGACGGGAAAUGGCAGCUCUUGGGCCUUGCGUUGAUUUACUGAUUUACAUUUUCCAGCUUAGUGUGGCAACGUGAAGGACCUGGCGCCGGAAGGAGGCGCUGCGAAACUUCAGAGACCAGUUAGAGAAAACCAGUUAGUCCCUCCCUCUGUGUUCACAGGCUGACAGGAGCUGUGCUCAGACGUUGGUUCUGCCUCUGUUCAGCUGUAUCCGUUUGGCAAGCCUGUCCUCUUGGAGCCUGUUCCCUUAGGUGUACAACAAGGGCAAGGACGCCCCUGCUCACCUCAGUGAUGGUUCAAAGGCCUCAGGAUGGUUGGUAAUGGGCGUGAAAUUCUGAAGGGCUGUGCGGCUAUAAGACAUCAAAUGCCUGUUUUCUAAAAGUCAAGCGUUUUGGACUUUGGUAAGCAGUUAAGACGCCAGCUUUAUUUUUACUUAUCAGUAGGAGAAGGCAUUUUAGAACGUCCUGCAUCGUUCAGAUUCAUGGAUGGUAAAGACAGUGAGUGCAUCUGUGGCCAGGAAGAUUGUUGUUUUCUCCAGCUCAUUUUGAAAGCCGUGCUCCGUGGUCAGUCUCUUUCCAUACCUUUGUCCUUCACUUCCUACUCCAGUUCUUCGCGGCCUUACGUACUUGGGGCCAAAGGCUCUUUGAAUCUCACUUUAGGAUGGGAACUGACAGACUGUUCAUCCCUGAGAAACCCUGUGUCUGAAAUGGCAAGCACUGGGACGUGAGUGCUACUCAGACUCUCUAAGUGACCAGAGCUUGGUCUUUGUUCUAAAGUUUGCUGUUUCCUAUCUACCAGUCCACUUCUAGAAAUUCAUCCUGUAGGCAUAGUUCACAAAGCACAGAUUCACAAAGAUUACUGUAUAAGGAUUAGAGGAGGUCUGCAAAAGUGAAAAAUUGAGGCCAAUUUAAACGUCCAAAUGAGGAGAAGGACUAUAUUAUGGUAAAGGAGCCCCAAAUACUGGCGCUCAUUUUUACUUCUCUAAAAGUUGAGCUCAAAUGGCCAAGGAGUUUUUCUGCUCCCAAUGUUAUGACUCUCCUUUAUUGUGAACCAGGAAAACCUCCAUAUUAUUCUGUAUUUGUUUUCCUAUUUACUGAUUGUAAAACAUUUGUUGUAGAACAGACUAUGUUUGGCUUGAAAUGAUGGAUGAAGAAGAUGUUUGAGAUAGAAAAGUAGCAGACAUGGAACAGGGUAGAGAGCCCAGAAAUAAGCCCAUACUUGCAUGGUCAAUUAAUCUAUGACAAAGGCAACAAGAACUUAUGGGGAAAAGACGGUCUCUUCAAUAAAUGGUGUUGGGAAAACUGGA
Molecule: messenger RNA, 5458 nt
Organism: Mirounga angustirostris (Northern elephant seal)
Lineage: Eukaryota; Metazoa; Chordata; Mammalia; Carnivora; Phocidae
Gene: MED17
Product: mediator complex subunit 17
Exons: 12
Coding region: 214-2169 (651 amino acids)
Biological process (GO): regulation of transcription by RNA polymerase II
Cellular component (GO): mediator complex; core mediator complex
Molecular function (GO): transcription coregulator activity
Source: RefSeq, a predicted model, not a curated record